AUGGGUUUUUUGGGAAGUGAUCAUCCACAUACUUCAAUCACAGAGACUCUUAACAAACUUACAAAGUCUAAGAAAUAUGAUCUCGAAGUAGAGAUUGGAACUUUAGUCGAUUUGAUUAGAACUAGAGACAAAUAUCAAUACAACGAAAAUCAAUUGGAAGCAGCCAGAACUUUACGUAAGAAAUUCAAAUAUGGUGAUAAGACUCAAAUUGCUAGAUCGUUUGAUAUAAUGGAUUUACUUAUUUCUCAAGGUAUUAAGCUUUCUGUGAUGUACAAUGAUUUUAAAUUAUUAGAUUCUAUGAAUACUAUUUGUAGUCAACUUAAUGAUAAACAAGGUUUGAUGAAAAGACAAUACUCUAGUAAAUUGAGUAAGAAAGGUGUUCAAUAUGCUUUAUCCUGGAACGAAUACAUUGUGUCAAAUGAUUUAAGAGAUACCAAUUGUUAUAUGGGAUUAUAUGAUAUGACUAUUAAACUAAAACAAUCUUAUGAUCGUUCUAAAAAUGAUCCAGUUUCUACAACUGAUAGUUAUAGUACUUCGCGUUCAAAUGAUUAUGAUCGUGAUAGUUCUAAUAGCAGCAGUGAUGAAGGUCGUGGUAUGGAUCGUUAUAAUAAUACUUCUAAAACAAGGAGUAACAGAGGUGGUAGAGGUACUCGUAGCUCAGGAAGACGUAAUUUCAUGAAUGAUAGUGCUGACAAUUCAAUAUUUGGUGAAUCUUCACAAAUGGUUAAUAACCCAGAUAGAUUAUAUAGAAUCCCAACAAUUAACAUGAAGAAAGAAACCCCUAAGAUCAAGAAUUUGAUUAGUGAUGCUCUAGCAGCCUCAACUGCAUUGCAAAAUACUUUAAUUAUGCUUCCAGAUGAACAAAACGCUAUGCUAGAUAAGAGUGCUACAGAGAGUUUUGUUAAAGCAAGAAACAUCAGAAGAAAAGUUUUAAGAUAUUUACAAUUAGUCACUGAAGGUGAAUUCUUAGGUAGCUUGAUUCAUGCUAAUGAUGAAUUAGUUAAUGCAUUAACUCUUUAUGACGAAAAGAGUUGGGAAGAUUCAGGAGAAGAUUCUACAGAAAAUGGUGUAUAUCCAGAUUCAGAAGGUGAAGAAAGUCAAAACAAUGACAAUAGACGUUCAGGACGUUAUAGUAAUGAUGAUGAUGACAGUGGUAAUAUUUACCAAUCAGAUAAUAAUAAUGAUGGAGACUUUUAUAUGGCAGCCAAUAAUCCAUUUGCUGAUAAUAAUAGAUUAUAG
Maudiozyma saulgeensis is the source of this 1239-nucleotide messenger RNA. The record is from the annotation of a GenBank genome assembly. NCBI's taxonomy places the organism in Eukaryota, Fungi, Ascomycota, Saccharomycetes, Saccharomycetales, Saccharomycetaceae.